Messenger RNA from Nematocida minor, 1767 nucleotides. Its product is annotated as integrin alpha FG-GAP repeat containing protein 1. Bases 1 to 1767 code for a protein of 588 amino acids. NCBI's taxonomy places the organism in Eukaryota, Fungi, Microsporidia. Gene Ontology annotation, cellular component: plasma membrane. The transcript has a single exon. The record is from RefSeq and is a predicted model, not a curated record.
AUGUGGCCAUGGAAGAAGAGCAAAGAAGAGUUUGUUGAAUUUCAAAAUUAUUCUGCAAUUUCCUCUGAUUUCAUCCCCCUCGGAUACAUCACAGACAACGAGAAGAGAAAGGUGGAAAUCGUGGGCACAAACCACGAGAGGAGACAAAUAGUAGUUGUCGCCCGAGAGAAGGACGAGUACACAGUGCGGCACAGGAUAGACACUCCCAUCGUGGUAGACUACAUUGUGUCCAUAGACAUAAUAAACAGAGAGAAAAAGAGAGAGUACAUUGCCGUUUCAAGGAUUGCAGGCGCAAAGACGGAAAAUGAGCAUAAAGGAGUCCAGCAGCACGUAAAAAUAAAAACAAAAAAUAGCCAGAGAGAGGAGAAGGUCCAGUACAGCAUCACUAAAAUAGAUGAGACAGGACACACUCUUAGCCUAGGCAUCUCUGACUCCAUGCCUUUUCUGAUCACGCACAAAGACCUGGACCCAGCCCUAUUUGUACAGAAAGACGGAGAGACAUUUUUCCUGGACAUAGCUGAGAAUGUAAAGUACAGCAGCAAAGAGCCGUUUGGAGUCCUAAGAAACAACCACUCGUCAGGAUUUGUAGACGUAAGCGGAAAUGGCAUAGCUGAUCUAGUCCUGGAUACGGUAAAAAACGGAAAAAGAACAGUGGAAGUGUGGAGCACGAACAACGGCGAGUACACUCUUACAGGCUCUCUUGAUAUGAGCGAUGAGAGCUCGGGGCCGUUUGUGUUCGGUGAUUUCACAGGCACUGGCGCCAUGGACAUUCUGUAUCUCUCGAAUGAUCAGCCGAGCAUAAAUAUCAUACCGAAUAUGCGCCCAGCAUACUGCACAAAUGGCAGCCAGACAUCCACACCGCUUUUUACGCGCGAUAAAAACAGUCAGAGCAUUCCGUGCCUAUUUAAAUCAGACAUAAUGAAGGCCAGUAGCCAAUCAGGGUACAGCGCAGAGGAUAAAAUAACGUAUAAUAUCGAGGACAUCAGUGAGUUUAAAUUGUACGACUCAAAUGGCCCUGUGUUCCCCAGUGUGCUGGACAUAAAUAGCAAUACAUACCCAGACAUCAUAGUGCUUGCGCAGAAAAACAAUGCACCAUCAUUCCAGCCUUCGCUUUUUCUGAAUGAAGGAGGCACUGGAUUUACGCACGAAGACGCUUUUGAUGAGCUGCCAGGGAAAGUGAAAAUGGCGGCAUUCUACAGGGAGGAUAAGGGCGUGUGGAAUGUUCUUGCUAGCUCAUUGGUUGACUCUUCCAGCACUUUAUUUAUUUACAGAAAUACAUCGGAUAUCUCUGGAUACUAUCUCAGCAUAUCUACAAAAAUAGAAAGAGAAAAAGGCUCGCAUGUUCCUGCGAUUGGCGCAAGCUAUGCGUGCAGAAUAACAGAAACAGGGCGGGUGAUCGUUGGGUCGUAUCCCGCCCAGAGCGGAUAUGUCACGAUGCAGUCGCCUGUGACAGUGCUGGGUCUUGGGCGCACGAACGUAUUUAUCAGUUCUCUGCACUCUCGGGUUCCAAACGAAAAAUACCGGAUGGGAAUAGCACAGGACAAGAUAGUUCCUAACUCUGAGCUUAUGAUGGAGGUAACAAACAACCACAUUCGGAACUCUUUGUACUUGAAUGCAAACGCCUAUUGGCCCAUUGCUAUCCCUGUUAUUCUUACGAUUCUUUUUACUCUGGUGAUAAUCACAGCGUACUUCUCCAUGAAGACAAAAAGAUACACAAAAAACAAAACAAAAAGAACGAGAUACGAUGUGACAUUCGGAGCGCUCUAG